AUGUCACUCGAACGCAAACCAGGAUUGUUUGAAUCGAUGGGCUUGGGUGGAAUGGCCGCGUGCUUUGCAGUCAACUUCACCCAUCCGAUCGAAACUGUGAAGACCAGGAUGCAAGUUUCUGGUGCCGGAAUCGGUACAACUGUUGCGGAAACGUUUGCAGAGGGUGGGAUCCGACCGUUUUACAAGGGACUACUUUUUGCCUUCGGACGGGAAUUGAGCUACACAUCUAUAAAACUUGGCGCUUACGCUCCUGUUCGUGAUGCACUUGGAGCUGGAAAAGAAAGCCCAUUUUAUCUGAAGUUCGUCGCUGGAGCCAUAACCGGAGGUGUCGGAUCUUUGGUCGGAAAUCCCUUUGACGUGUUGAAAACCUUGUCGCAGGCCAACAAGGGCAAGUCUGCCCCUCUUGCUUCGUUGGUCGGAGAGAUGUAUAAGAACCAAGGGAUUGGUGGCUUCUACAGAGGUGUGGAAGUCAACGUCAUGCGAGCAUGUAUUUUGAAUGCCACUAAAAUGGGCGUUUAUGAUUUGACAAAGGGCUAUGUUACUGAGUAUACGGGAUGGAGCCGCAGUGAUGUCAGAACCGCUUUCAGCAGUGCUUUUGUGGCAGGUUUUUUCAUGACUUGCACUGUGAGCCCAGCAGACAACUUGAGAACCCGCCUCAUGAACCAGCCCACAGACAAGAAGAUUUACAAUGGAUUUGUCGAUUGUUUGGUCAAAACCGUGAGAAACGAUGGUAUUCUCAGUCUGUGGCGAGGCUUUGUCCCCAUUUGGGCUCGAUUUGCUCCCCAAGCCACUCUGCAGUUGCUUACAAUUGAGCAGCUAUACAGAAUCUGCGGUUUCAAGUCAAUCUAG
Messenger RNA from Cylindrotheca closterium, 849 nucleotides. The record is from the annotation of a GenBank genome assembly. NCBI's taxonomy places the organism in Eukaryota, Bacillariophyta, Bacillariophyceae, Bacillariales, Bacillariaceae.